AUGUCUUUGUUGAUGCCUCCAUAUGCCUUGCCCAUGAUGGACUGGAGAACCGGAGACUUAGACCACACAACGGAAAUCCUCCUCUUCCCGCUCUACCUUCUACAUCUUCUUCGGCUGCUCGACAUGAAUGGAAUGGCACGUGGAGACGACCAAAAAACUGGGAUAAUAAGCAGCGCAAUCCGGAAAUCAGACAACCUGGACGAAAUCGACUGGGAACGGGUCGGACACAACACGAGCAGCGUAGGAUCCGAUUUCUUCGGGUAA
Penicillium bovifimosum is the source of this 264-nucleotide messenger RNA. RefSeq lists its product as uncharacterized. NCBI's taxonomy places the organism in Eukaryota, Fungi, Ascomycota, Eurotiomycetes, Eurotiales, Aspergillaceae. The record is from RefSeq and is a predicted model, not a curated record. The transcript has a single exon. The coding region runs from base 1 to 264 and encodes 87 amino acids.